This is a messenger RNA of Entamoeba invadens IP1, 1011 nucleotides long. RefSeq names its product minor histocompatibility antigen H13, putative. Bases 1 to 1011 code for a protein of 336 amino acids. NCBI's taxonomy places the organism in Eukaryota, Evosea, Mastigamoebida, Endamoebidae. The transcript is spliced from 2 exons. Gene Ontology annotation, molecular function: aspartic endopeptidase activity, intramembrane cleaving. Gene Ontology annotation, cellular component: cytoplasmic side of endoplasmic reticulum membrane; membrane; lumenal side of endoplasmic reticulum membrane. Gene Ontology annotation, biological process: membrane protein proteolysis. The record is from RefSeq and is a predicted model, not a curated record.
AUGCCGAACUUCUACGAGCUCAUAUCGAGUGUUGGGUUGUACAUUGCUCCAUUCUUUCCGUUAGUACUUGGAGCUCGCCGUUCCGAGAAAAUGGUGAUGGAGAAAACGACCGAGUCGAUGAAUAUGAAAAACGUAGCGUCGAUGACAGUGAUCAGCAGCUUAGUGUUGCUUGGGCUGUAUGUUAUCAUCAAAUUUAUCUCAGCGGAUUACCUGCAAUAUCUUUUGACGUGUUACUUCAUGUUCAUUGGGUCUGUUGGUGUAUCCGAACUCUUCCAAUUCAUCUUCCAGAAGUACGCGUCGCCGGAGAAAUUCGGCAUAACGAUUCCAAUCAUCAAUUACAAAUUCGAAACGUCGAAAUCGGAGAUCUUAGGAAUGGCCGUUGGCUUUGUCUUCUCAUUACUCUGGGCAGUCACAAAGCAUUGGACCUUCAAUAACUUCCUCGCGUUCUGUUUGACUAUUGUGGCGAUCGGAGAAAUCACUACGCCGUCGUUCAAGAUCGCGUCGAUCAUGUUAAUUGCGUUGUUUGUCUACGACAUCUUCUGGGUGUUUGGGAGUGAGGUGAUGUUGACUGUUGCCACGAACGUCGAUGGCCCCAUCAAAUUUAUAUUUCCGAAGGAUGGGCAUUUCAUUUUCACCGACAAAGUGUCAUUACUUGGACUUGGCGAUGUUGCGAUACCGGGGUUAUAUAUUGCGCUGAUGAAACGCAUUGACACUGCCUUUAAUAAUGGGUCGAAGUAUUUCCAUGUAUCGAUAUUAUCAUAUUACAUUGGACUUUUGACGACAUUUGUAGUGAUGCAUGUGUUUAAACAUGGGCAACCAGCUUUAUUAUAUUUAGUUCCCGCCCUUCUGAUUGGCACGACAAUAUAUACCCUCAUCAGAGGAGAAAUGGCUAAGGUGUUUGAAUAUCAUGACCCCGUCGAUGAAGAAGAGGAAAGUUCAUCAGAAGAGGAGAAUGAAAAUAAUGAAGAAGGAGAAGAACAGGAAGAAAAAGAGAAACAAAAAGAAGACUAA